UGACCGAGUCCGAUUAUCCCGUUUAAUCAACGCCGACAAAGCUCGAGUCUUCCGCAAGUCUCAAUCAAAUUUUCCACACCCAAAUUGUCGUCGCCGACCACUGAAAAGGAACAAACUCGACCUCAGUCAUCAAUCAUGGGAAUGCAUAACCCAUGCCUGCUCAUUUAAAGCUUUAUUUACCUUAAUAAAGCCCCCUUCAAUGGCGUUUAUGACCUCACCAGUCAGCAUGUGCUUUCAAUUAGGCGCCACGCUUUUAUUCAAAAAGCUACCCUCGACGUGGGUCCCGAAUUAGCUGGAUGAUAAAGGGGUCAAAAUAAAGUUGAUUAGCAUAUUCUGUGAGUUGUUUCAUUUGGGUGUCAACUCACACCUACAUUCCUUCGAUCUUCAAUUGGGGGUUUCCGCGUUCGAUUUGAAGUUCUUGAUUCUGUCAGAAGAAGCCACAAUCAAGAUCAUGUUUAAUGCUUUCUGAAGAAUGAAAUAUGGGAUCCAACAAAGUUAUUGAUUUGGAACUUCAGGGUGCAGGAUCAAAGCUUGGCUUAGAAAUCUGGUGUGUAGAGAACCUCCGUUUAGUUUCAGUGCCCCAAUCUUCACAUGGGAAAUUCUUCUCAGGGAGUGCAUAUGUAGUUCUCCAUACAACUUUGCUUAAAAGUGGUGCCCUUCAACACGACAUACAUUAUUGGCUGGGCAACAAUGCUAAUGAGGUUGACUCAACUCUAGCAUCGGAUAAAGCACUUGAACUAGAUGCAGCAUUAGGGUCUCAAUCUGUACAAUAUAAAGAAGUUGAAGGGCAAGUACACUCAAAACCUCCAACUUAUGAAACCAGAUUGUUAACAUGCAGGGGAGAUCGUGUAGUGCAUGUGAAAGAAGUGGCAUUCUCCCGUUCGUCCUUGAACCACCGUGAUGUAUUCAUACUUGACACUGCAUCAAAAAUUUUCCACUUUAGUGGUUGUAACUCGAGUAUACAAGAAAGAGCUAAAGCAUUGGAAGUGGUUCAGUAUAUUAAAGAAUAUAAACACAAGGGCAAUUGUGAAGUAGCAGCCAUAGAGGAUGGAAAGUUUGUUGGUGAUGCUGAAGUGGGAGAAUUCUGGAACUUUUUUGGUGGUUAUGCCCCUAUUCCCAAGGACCCACCCUCCACUCAAGAACAGCCUCAAAGUUUAUCUGUUAAAUUAUUUUGGAUAACUCUUCAAGGAAAGUUCACUCAAAGUGGAAGUGGGAGGUUGAAAAGGUCAAUGCUUGAGUCAAACAAGUGCUACAUGUUGGAUGCUGAUACUCAAAUUUUUGUUUGGAUGGGAAGAACUACCCAUAUAACAGAACGCAAAACAUCAAUUUCAGCAGCAGAGGAUUUUCUUCGUGCUCAAGAAAGACCUGUAAAUACCCAUUUAGCCUUUUUGACAGAAGGUGCAGAAACUGCUAUUUUUAAGUCAUAUUUUGAUGAUUGGCCUCAAACAGUGGCACCUAAACUUUAUGAAGAAGGCCGAGGGAAAGUAGCAGCAAUGUUCAAGCAAACGGGGUAUGAUGUGGAGGAGAUUCCUGAUGAAGAUGACAAGUCACAUAUCGAUUGUAAUGGUACACUAAAGGUUUGGAGGGUAAAUAAUGGUAAAUUGUCCCCUGUUCCUGUUGUGGAACAGAGAAAGCUUUAUAGUGGAGAUUGCUAUACUGUGCAGUAUAUAUAUUCAACCAAUGGAAGAGAGGAACGUCUAUUUUAUAUUUGGCUUGGAAACAAGAGUUGUGUGGAAGAUAGGGAGGAUGCGAUUUCUCUUACAAGUGGUCUUGUUGAUUCAACUAAAUUUGAGCCAGUUUUGGCUCGAAUUGUUGAGAACAAGGAACCGAGUCAAUUCUUUUUGAUAUUUCAGACGCUUAUUAUGUUUAAGGGUGGUAUGGGUUCUCGAUAUAAAUCAUUUAUUGCUGAAAAAGGUCUCGAUGAUGAAACUUAUGAUAAUAAAAAAACCGCCCUUUUCAAAAUUCAAGGAACAAAUCGUGACAAUAUGCAGGCUAUCCAAGUUGAUCAAGUUUCUCGAUCUUUAAACUCAUCAUGCUGCUACAUUUUAAAGGCUCGUGAUGGAUCUAUCUUCACUUGGCUAGGAAAUCUCUCCACUACACGAGAUCAUGAUCUUUUGUAUGGAAUGUUAGAUUUGAUAAAUCCAACAUGGCAACCUAUAUUAGUAAGGGAAGGUAGCGAACCAGAUGUUUUCUGGGAAACACUUGGUGGAAAGACUGAAUAUCCAAAAGAGAAAGAUAUAAAACGAUUCGUUGAAGAUCCACAUUUGUUUGUUUCUACAUACACAAAAGAUGCAAGUGAUCUCAAGGUGAAAGAGAUAUUCAAUUUUACACAGGAUGAUUUAACUACUGAAGAUGUGUUGGUACUCGAUUGCUACUCUGAAAUUUUUGUGUGGGUUGGUCACAAUACGGUUGUUAAGUCAAAACAACAAGCCCUUUCUAUUGGCUUGGCUUUUCUCAAGAAAGAUGUUUUGGGAGAAGGCUUAUCCAUGGAUGCUCCUACAUAUGUUGUUUCAGAAGGGCAUGAACCACCUUUUUUCACCCGUUUCUUUGAAUGGGAUGCUUCAAAGGCAAAUAUGCUUGGCAACUCAUUUGAACGAAAGCUUGCAAUUUUAAAAGGCCAAUCACAGAAACUCGAAGCGCCUUUGAGAAAUUCAAAUAAUUUCAACACGAAAGAGACGACUCCAAGAAGACCAUCUCCAACUCCAAACGGGUUUAGAAGACCAUCUCCAACUCCAAACGGGUCAAGAAGACCGUCUCCGGGACCCACCCCUAACGGGUUGACUCGGAGACAGUCGCUUGACUCAUACACGAUUAGAAGCACAUCAUCUGAUGCUUUUUCAAGGCCCGAUUUUAAUAAUAAUAAUAAUAAUACCACGAAAAAUCGUCGAUUUUCUAGUCCUCCAAUUCCCAGAAUGUUCCCUUCAGCAUCUUCCCCUGAUGUUCGCACUGCAGAUAAGACACCGAGUCUUCCCUCUAAAGAUUCUAGUCCCAUUCCCAGUCAAGAUGGUGUAAAAUUGGUCAACUAUCCAUACGAACGGGUGAAAGUCAACUCAAAAGAUCCAGUUCCAGACAUAGACAUUACAAAGAGAGAGGCGUAUUUAACUGAAGAGGAGUUUGAAGAGAAAUUCUCCAUGCCAAAAACAGCUUUUUACCAGCUUCCAAGGUGGAAACAAAACAAAAUCAAGAUGUCUCUUUAUCUCUUCUAGACCUUCAUCAUUUUUUUUUGUAUGAUUAAAUGGUUUGUAAUAUGAUUGCGUUUGUAGUUAAGCGUGUUUGUGUUUGGACCAGAUGACUAUUAUUUAUAAGUCAUUUGUUGUUUGUAUAUUUUGAUUUGAUGCUCAGGAGAUACCCAAACAAAACCAUAAUUAUCCGAGUCAAGUUGAGUCUAGUUGAUUAAAUUGGACGGAUGUACUACUAUUACACAAUAUCGGUGUGUUUUUUUGGGUGUAUUAUAUUUAUGCCCAAGUGAUAUAAUAACAUUUGAGGGGGUGUUUCGGAUUGCUUAUUCAAAACAACUUAUUUAUUUUUUUAUGAAAG
Molecule: messenger RNA, 3537 nt
Organism: Lactuca saligna
Lineage: Eukaryota; Viridiplantae; Streptophyta; Magnoliopsida; Asterales; Asteraceae
Source: the annotation of a GenBank genome assembly